Messenger RNA from Sphenostylis stenocarpa, 774 nucleotides. NCBI's taxonomy places the organism in Eukaryota, Viridiplantae, Streptophyta, Magnoliopsida, Fabales, Fabaceae. The record is from the annotation of a GenBank genome assembly.
AUGUCUUCUAGAGCACGAGAACCCAGAAAGAAGUCGACGGGAAUCACGCGCAUGGAUGCUGCCCUGGAUGCAAUGCGUCAAUUUGGAUUUGGGAUAAGACUGACUCGAGAAACGGUUCACGAGCUUCUCGAUGUGUAUGGUGGAACUCAAGGGUGGCCCUUUAUUGAAGAGGCCUGUUACAAGCUCCUAAUCGAGACCUUACUUAGCAAACAAGAAGAAGCUUCCGAAGGAAAAGAUAAGGAUGGUGUUAAUAAUGUGACACCAUCAGCUGUGAUUCCUGAUGUUGGCUCUUCUGGACUGGUAUCUGAAGACAGUGAAUUGCAAACUAGUGAUGGUUUGGACUCUUCUACUCAAGCCAGUGAUCAAGGCAAUGCAUCAUCUGGCAAUCUAGAAACUGAUGUUGGGGAUGUGGCCUUGCAAGCUGCUGGAGGAAGACCUGAACAAGGCAUGAACAAGUCAACAAAUGAACAAAACGCUGCAGUUAAUGUCAAAGGAAACAAUGAUAGCACCAUUGUCAACAAAGUUAAGAGUACUUGUUCUGACAAGGCUCCUAUGAUUCAAUCUUCAAAAGCAUUUAAUCCUCUUUCAAACCACAGGCGUGAAGGUUACUAUGGAUGGAUUUGUAAUGGUAGUGAUGAGGAUAAGGAAUAUGUCCAGUUUCCAAUUCCACAAUUAUCUGAACAAAUUGAGAAAAUGAUUGGGCAGUAUGAAGCUCCUCAAGGUGGCAGUAGUAGAAGGCGCAAGAAUAGAUGGGAUGAAAAGCCACGUGAAUGA